This is a messenger RNA of Exophiala viscosa, 1675 nucleotides long. RefSeq lists its product as uncharacterized. The coding region runs from base 1 to 1578 and encodes 525 amino acids. Lineage: Eukaryota; Fungi; Ascomycota; Eurotiomycetes; Chaetothyriales; Herpotrichiellaceae. The record is from RefSeq and is a predicted model, not a curated record. The transcript has a single exon.
AUGGCGUCCCAAGCCGAAGGAUCACCAACUUCAGGAGGCAGGACCUCCAGCUCUCCGCCUGAGACUGAAUACGCUUAUUCAGGAACAGGCUCCGACCGAGUCCAUCCUUCAACCACCUCUCCCAAACAUUCUCUCCCCACUGGCAUUGACACAACCUUCGAUCUCAUGGAUCCUGAUGCUCAGUUCGAUCCCAAUUUGUACAUCAGCGAUGAGGAGAUGCGCCGCCAGAACGCGGAUUUCGUCAACGACUUCAAUCCAACGGAUGAUUUCUGGGCAGAAGAAACCCCUUUCUUCGCUGAAACUUUCCAGACAAUGGAAUCUCAGGUUCUUCCUGAAGCUCCUUUGACGGAGUCCCCAGAGUCGUACCUGGCGGAACAGGUGCAGCCCACCCCUUCAGUGUAUGCUAAUCUUCCCUACGGCUUAGGUCCGGUGGCCGAGUUCACUUAUGAUGAUCAGCAGCCUGCAUAUGUCGCUCCUAGUGACGUCUUCCCAGCCCCUGCCUACCCAUGGCAACAACCAGCAACCAAUCCCGAACAUGAUCUGCCAUCUUUGGACUUCAGCUACCAGCCAGCUGUGGACGAUGGUCUGUACGAAGGGUAUGAGCGAGUUGAUGUUGAUGCUGAAGACGAUGCCCGAGCUCGAGCCCAAGCCCAAGCCCAAGCUCCAGUGUAUGCUAAUGGUUAUGCUAAUGCCGGUGUCAACCACACCUAUUUUGCCAGUGCAGAAAACGACGUCGACGCUGAGGCUGACUCGGACUCUGAUGACGCAGGUCUUGCUCCAAGCACUCGUCGCAAGCGUAAGUGGCGCAAGAAUCCCAAGAACCGCGAGAAGGAGCGUCACAACGACAGAGUGCGCCAGCAACGACGCCGAGAAAGACUAGCCCAGCAAAGUCAAGUUCGAGGACUCCUCACCCAGCCAACCCAGCACCUGCCAGCGGCUUCAUACAUUGCAGCUCCACAGCCACCGAACAGAGUUCAGCGUAGUCGCCCCCAGCUUCGCUCCGUUGCACCAGCAGCCAAUCUCAAUCACAGCAUGCCUAUCGCCCACCAGCAUCCCGCUGCCGCAAUGCAACCAGGCUACCAGCCAGGUCCGCACGUCCAGUUUCAGCGUGUCAACGGUGGUGAGGGUAACGUGUAUCGUGUUUUUCAGAAUGGCCACGAGACUGGAAUCUGGAGACCUAUCACGGCCGAGCAAGCCAGACAAUUCGAGGCUCAACAACAUGCCAGUCGCAUGGCGAUGCCUGCCUUACGUCCUGCUUAUCAAGCUCCUGCUGCAUACCCAGCUCCGGCUGCCUAUCCAGGCCAUGCUGCGCACCCCCCUGGGGCUCCUGCUGCUUAUCCACCUCCUGCCGCAUACCCAGCUCCUCCUGCUUACCUAGCCCCAGCUGCAUAUCCGAACGCAAGCUUCCCAGCCCUUGCCCCCGCGAACGCGCAAAAUGAAGUUACAAUUCCUCCCUACCUUUGGGACGGACCGACGACGAACAACCUCAUCUCGCCGUCGACUCAAUUUGGAGCCAUUGCCCAGCGUCGCCGCUUCACUCGAGACAGCCGCGCAGCCAACCGGUUUCAUCCUUAUUGAUCAAGUCAAGUCCGGUCAAGGUAAGUUCAAGCACAGCAAAUUCAAGUCGACGAGGGAAGUCAAAGUAAGUCCAAUACAGCACAUUCAAGUCGACGAG